GCCAAGUAUCACCAACACACUGCUCCUGCACCGUGCUGCCCACUAACACACUGGCCCCUUUCCGGUUCUUCUGACUGUAUAACAACGGCUCCUGUGGAUGUAAAAGAAGAUGUAUGCAUGUGAUGGACAUUGACUUCGACCUCUUGGUUAUUAAGCUGCCUUUGUUGGAGCUGCUAGCCAGUGCUAAUUUAGCAGUGGCUAACGCGAAUGAAGCGUUCCCAUCGCAGCUAAUGGUAGCAGCAGCUAGCUAGCGUCUCUGGAGCAACACAACGUCAGACGGGAGCUAACGGGGAAGGUGGUGGCCAGAAGCUGCUCCUUAGCUACCAGACCCUCCAAGCCUGACAGUGAUGCUCAUGGAUCGCUAAAGGACCCUCACAUCUGUCCAGAAUAAAUCCUGAAGACCCAUCAAACAUUCCCUUCUGGAUCAGACGACCCAUCAAAUCCCAUUCUGGAUCAGAAGACCCAUCACAUCCUCCUUUCUGAAUCAGAAGACCCAUCACAUCCUCCUUUCUGGAUCAGAAGACCCAUCACAUCCUCCCUUCAGGAUCAGAAGACCCAUCACAUCCUCCCUUUUGGAACAGAAGACCCAUCAGCGUCUCUCUUCUGGAGCAGGUGCCAUCAUGUCAAAGGUGAAACCAAAUGUGAGCUUGCUGUGGGCUAUGAGGUGCUGAAGAAACAAGAGGUCCGCUACUACUUGGACUUCAACACUUAGAGACCAGGCAGAUGGCCUUCCUCAAUGACCGACCAUUUGAGAGCCCCAACAAGCAAGGGAAAUAAAGUGGUCCCUCCCAACCAGCGCUUGGAUGUAAAGACGAAGCACAGGAACUCCGCCUUCCUCUCCUUCUGCAUCUCUCCGUUGCGUCCCCCACAUCUUCAAAGCCAGGGGCCCAAGCUCUCCAUCCCAGGCCCUGUGCGGUCCUCCUGCCCGACACUGAGCCACGCUGGGUGGGUCCUCAGGCCCCGGGGCAGCCGUGGAGGGCGUUACUUGGGCCGUCGAUGCUGUGGAAGGAAGUCGGAAGAAUCGACCCAGGAAGUCCCUGGAGCACAAGGCGGAAAAGGAAGAAAAAGGCCACGGGUCUGAGAGUCCACAGCGCUCGUGACUAAAGGGGCGGAGCCCAGCGUACGCUGCACCUCAAAGUUAUCGUUUUUCCCAUGUUAGUUUCUGUUUUAUAUUCUCCUUACAUUUUAAACCCUUUUUGCAUUCAAGGCACCAACAAAUUUGUUUUGUUUUCAUAUUUUUCAUCCUUUUGCGCAUCACUACAAAGAUAUUUCUUUUUUAUUCAUCACAUUAAAUGGAAAAUGGAUGUACAGCAGGGUUUUCUUUUUCUUCGUUAUACUCCGGAUGCUUGGUCCCCCUCAUCAUGGCGUCCCUCCGGUCUGAAACCUCCAAGUGAGAUGGUCCCAAAAGGCCUUCUGCAGCACUAAGAGAUGCCUCCACGAGGGAGUCCCAAGCUAGCGCACAGGCCGGCCUCUCAACAACUGACUCCUCUGGGAAGACUCCUGGACUGAAACACUGAGGAACAAUGCGGCAGGAGCCUUGUAUUUGAAAUCACUUCGUUCGGCACACAGACCAAAACCUUCUCCGUCUGGAGACCAGCGAUGUAAAAAUUAGAUGCUUUUAUGUUUUAUCUGGACGCUUUUUCUUGAGUUGGCAGCAGGUGGCAGAAGAAACAAAGUCACAAGACACUGAUUAUUUUCUCAUACCGUAGCUCCUUAUAUCCCAAAUUAUUCCUUAGACCCCCCCCCCCGUGCUUGUUGUCACCUGCAUACCUCACAGGCCUCAACUUUACACUCAUCCCAUUCUGGGUUCCAAGCACAACCCAUGGUAGUGAGUGGAAAGAAACAUUUAACAAUAAGACAUAUAGAUAUAAGGAUCUUUGUGCAAGAAGUGGUUAAAAAAAGUAAACAGGCACGCAAUUCAAAGUCAUGCAUUAAUUUAUGUUAGAUUAUAUCACAUGGUCUAUAGCACAACAAUGUGCUUGAUGAUGGAGUAGAGCCUGUUAAGGUGUGUUGUGACCACGGCAGACUCAUCUUUAAUCCUGGUGACUUGUUUAUCAUCGACCCUGUCUGCCUUUUUUUGUUCAUCAUAAACUGACAAAACAGCCUUGCAGGGGAGAGUCCAAUACGCCUCUGUCACACGUCACACAUGCACAAGUUACACAGGGGCCCUGCUAGCAUCAGUCAAGUGGUCAUUGGCGCACGGCCUGAGAGCCUGGGCGGGCCUGUUGGUGUGUGGAGUAUGUUUCUGAGUGCCUUCUUUUCACCCGCGUUUCGCCAUCCUCCCCCUGCGCUUCAGGUUCCAGUGAAAGAUAGACCGCUUCAUCAUUUGGACCUGAUCGUCUGCCCUCUCCUUUGACAUUAUUAUAUAUAUCUGGUUCUGACUGCUCAGUUCCUCCUCACGCUUUCUCCCUAGCCCCCUCCCCCGGCUCCCCUUUCUGUUCUCCAGUUGAUUUUCUUUUCAUGGAGUUUUCCUUGCAAAGAAAGAACUUAAUCGGACUCCCACUAAGUGGGUUCCCAUCUCAAACCCAUUAAACUCCCAAUAGCAGGGGGAGGGGUCAUAGCCUAAAACCCCUCCCCUCCACCCAAACAUACCUACUGAAAGUAGUCUGCCUCUCAUCCCCUUGCCUCCUUGAAGCUGUUGUCCUUCCCAAGCCCUACUUUCCCUUCCCUUCUGUCAGCGAGUUCCCCAACGAAGAGCUUCCUGAAACACUUCAAUCCCACACUGACACACACUGAUACACACCGACACACACAAGGCAACUGCCCACCGUCCAGACGGACGAGCAGGCCCUGAAGUGAUGCCGACCGGAGGCAGCAGUACCAAGAGCGGAGGCGGGGGGACGUCCUCCUCCCCCCUCCCCCACAUCGUGGCCCCCUCCUCCAGCAGGCCCCUGCGGCCGUCUCGCUACGUGCCCGUGUCGGCCGCCACCUUCUUCCUGGUGGGGUCGACCACGCUGUUCUUCUGCUUCACCUGUCCAUGGCUCUCGGAGCGAUUCUCCGUGGCGGUCCCCAUCUACAAUGGAGUCAUCUUCAUGUUUGUCCUGGCCAACUUCUGCAUGGCCACCUUCAUGGAUCCUGGAAUCUUCCCUAGAGCGGAUGAAGACGAGGAUAAGGAGGAUGACUUCCGUGCUCCGCUCUACAAGACGGUGGAGAUCCGGGGCAUCCAGGUGCGGAUGAAGUGGUGCUCCACCUGCCGCUUUUACCGGCCCCCGCGCUGCUCCCACUGCUCUGUCUGCGACAACUGUGUGGAGGACUUUGACCACCACUGUCCCUGGGUAAACAACUGCAUCGGCAGGAGGAACUACCGCUACUUCUUCCUCUUCCUCCUCUCCCUGACGGCUCACAUCAUGGCCGUGUUCGGCUUCGGCCUCCUCUUCAUCCUGUAUCACCGGCAAAACGUGGACCGCCUGCAGGCCAUCGUCACCCUGGCAGUGAUGUGCGUGGCGGGGCUGUUUUUCAUUCCUGUGGCGGGACUCACAGGUUUCCAUAUGGUGCUGGUGGCCAGAGGCAGAACCACCAACGAACAGGUGACGGGGAAGUUCCGUGGGGGGGUCAACCCAUUCACUAACGGCUGCUGGAAAAACAUCUCCCAUGUGCUCUGCAGCUCUCAGGCUCCUCGGUACCUUGGGAGGAAGAAGCGUCUCCAAAGUGUGGCUGUGAAGCCACCUUUCCUCCGCUCGCAGCUGACUGAGGCCCAGCUGGCUUCCAAGAUCCUGGACAACGGCAUUCAGGGAGAGCUGCACAGGUCCAAGUCGAGUCUGGAGAUGAUGGAAAGCCAGUCAUGUGAUGCGGAGCCCCCUCCCCCGCCCAAACCGGAGCUCCGCUACCCAGGCCUGUCCCGAGCGAACACAGAGGAGAGCAGUUUGUUGAACAAGGCCCCGCCCACCCCCACCAUGUACAAGUUCAGGCCGAGCUACAGUCCGGGCAAGAACCACACGGCCCUCACGCACGCCUAUGCGAACCAGCUGAGCCGGGGGGAGAGCGUGGGCAGUGGCCGGGGGGAGUCCUGCUCCUCCUCCUCCCUCCUGCAGGCCAGCCAAACCCCGGGCUUCCGCUCGCAGCCCAGCCUUGACGGGCCCUCGGAGCGGGGCGGGGGGGCCGGGGGUGAGCGGCGGGAGGGUGCGCGGGAGGUGGCGGGGGGGGGCAUCCCGGGCUACUCCCUGGGCGGGCGCUCCUACCCCUCCUUCUCGGACCCCGCCGUGCUGUCGGGCGGAGGCUCGCGCUCGUCUAGUUCUGCCCACACGACGGGAAGCUCCGCCCACAUGCCGGGCAGCGCCACCCACGCCUCGGAGGGCAACACCAACACCUCGGCAAGCUAUAAGAGUCUGGCCAACCAGACGCCGCCGCCCCACUACCCGUCCCGCAACGGCAGCCUGUCGUACGACAACCUGCUGGCAGGUGGGGAGGAGCCGGGCCCCCCAGAGCUGUCGUCAGGGCGACCCCGGACCCCAGCCACGGGCGGCUACAGCUCGCCCUUCCUCUCGGCUCAGCAGCGGGAAGCAGAGAUGCACUCGUCUUCGGCCACGCUGCUGUCGUCGCACUCCCCGCACCACCACCACCACCACCGCUCUGCCCAGCACUACCAGCAGCACCUGCACCGCUCCUCCUCCUCCUCCUCCCCCCCGCCCCAUCCUCCGCCCGAGCGUGAGCGGCUCCUGGGGGAGACGCCCCAUGCCCACCUGCCCCACGACUCCUCGGCCACCGCCCCCCACCUCCACCACCACCCGCCGCAGCACCACCACCACCACCACUCCUCGUCCCACCACCACCACCACCACGCCACGGUGGCCCGCCACCCGCCCCGCUUCUCUGCCCCCCAGCACUACCCCUACCGCACGCGCUCUACCGAUGCCCCGCUUGGCCCCGCCUCCUCCCACACCGCCCUGUCCCACGCGCCCCACCCCCCGCCCCUGGGCAAGUCCCUAUCCUACUCCAGCGCCGCCGCCGCCGAGAUGCAGUACCGGCUCGUCAGGAAGGCGUCCGCCACGGCCGCCGCCAAUGCGGCAGGGGCGGGUGGUGGUGGGGGGGGGACCCAGGCACCCAAGGAUGAGCCAUUCCAGAUGAAGGCGCUGAACCGGACCAACGGGGGUCACACCGUCUCUGUGUCCGCCCCCUGCUCCGCCCCUUCCUCUCCCUCCCACCCAAUCGGCAUGUCCCACCGUCAACGAGCAGCCUAUCAAGGGCCGGGUUCCACGCAGAGUCCCGCCCACAAACCCCAGGCCGGAGCGGUGAAGAAAGUGACAGGAGUAGGGGGCACCACCUACGAGAUAUCCGUCUGAAUCGCCAUGGCAACGAUGGGCCAUCCGAUGAAUGAUAAUUUGCUUCAAACAUUGUCACUAGAAACAUGUUCUACUUCAGACUAUGAAUAACGAGAGGACCAAUAGGGGCUUUUAUUUUGAAGGGGGUACCACUUUGAGCUUAAUGGAACAAAAAGUUUUUUUGGCCAAACUUUCCCUCAUUUAUCUUAACAAUGAGACGCACACUGACAAGUGGCCAGCGUCAACUAGAUUGAGCCAGAUCACCACCAUCAUUGGGCUGCGUCAGGGUGUAAGAAGAAUUUGGCCUCAUUCAGAAAGGCGUCUUCAUGGAAUCAUCACAGUAGGAGAACGGGGACCGAUGUUGGACAGGAGCAGGUGUUGGUGUUCUGUAUGGUCCAAUAGACCAAUGGUGUGGCUGUGAAAAGAGGCUCUUCUGUAUAAUUCCCUGUAGUAGUUGGGAGUAUGGCCCUGGAAGCUGCCGCUCCGCUCACUGGCCUAGUGGUCAUAGAUAUCUCCGAUACAAUGCUGUGGUGGAGUGGUUAGACCCAAACAGAUGUGCUUCAUCAAGUCUCCUUCAAAUGGCUCAUCACUUGACUUUGCUUUAUUCAGGCCAGAGGAUGUCGUGUCUUUUUUUUUUUAUUUACUAUUUCUGUGGUAGCAUGCAUCGGCCGAUAUUCCAUAGGCAAUAUAUUUUUGUUUGGAUAAUUUUUCCUCAGACUCCUCAGGGGCCAUAGUCUCUUCCAUCCUUACAUCCAACGUGGUCAUGGACCAGGACUCUGCUUGGAGACGCCAUCUGAUUCAAGUAGUCUGUACUUAAGUUUACAACUUUUCUGACAUUCUUGCCAGUAGCUGGAUGAAAGGACAACAACGGCACUGAGGCAUUAACUUUGAAGGCUAGUAGCUGUAAAAUGACUUUUUGGAUGGCAGUGAAGGGAAAUGCAGUGUCGAAAUGCAGGUUCUCGCUAUUAUUUUUCAAUUGAUAAUAUACCUAGAUGUAAAGAUUCCUUGUUUGUACAGAAUGAUGUGAUUAAGUGUGGAUUUUCUAAAGAAAAAAAGAAAUCUCAACAAAGUGGUAGUGAUGUUGGACUGCAGCAUGCACUAUUAUUACGACUAGCCUCUAUGGGCAACUGUGAUUGGAUGUGGACUGUACUGUUGGCUAUCCUUCGACCCAACGGAAUGGUUUACUCGAGUGAACAAGGAAGAAGUGGCUCUAAUUAAGUGCAGUCUUUUUCCUCAAGAAAUCUUUACAAUUUGCCUUGAAAUCAAAUGUGUUUUAUCUCACUUAUUUUAUUUCAAAUGGUUUUCUAUGAAUUUCUACAUAAAUUGAUCUAUUGUUAAAUAUAUCCGUAGGAGGAUGUUAAUGUCAACUUCUCCAUCAUGGGAAUUCAAAUUAGGCCCACUUUAGCAGUUGGUCUCAAACAAAAAGCCCCCAAGAAAUGCAUCUCAAAAAUGUUUUAGAAAAGUGUUAGUGGCACAACGGCCUAUGUGGUGGAGCAUGUUUAGGGUUAAGUAGUUAAAAACAUCGGAUGCACCUGUCCGUUAAUAAUUCCAGGUAAGUUUGAGGGACACAGUCUUCCUUUCUUCCCAAGGAUUAAAAAUAAAAUAUUCUAGUUUGUGAAGUGAGAUUCUCGGGGGGAGAGAUCCAGAACGGCUCGAGUCCAAAGCAGCCAACAGACCACUUAUUGGAGGUUUCUGCAAUGCAGGUUUCAAAUGGAUCAACCAUAUACCGUACACUGUAUGAAGAUGAAUUGGUGCUUUAGCUCAUCUAAUGCCCUGAACAAAAAUGGUGGCUUGUGAUCCUGUUAAAAAAAAAUAUAUACUAUUUAAGUUGCUUUACAGAUUAAUCAAAAAACAAUUGUCCUUAAAUAUAUUAUUGGCUUUUUAAUGUAAUCUCCUGUGUAUUGACAGUGAUGAUCCCCAUGUCGCCAUGGUUUUCAAUGUUCAAUGGUUUAAAGUCUGACCGUUUCAUUAUUGAAACUGAGCUGUACUUCUACUAGUCCUACAAGAGUAAUCAUGUAUACCCAAACCACACAAACGGCACUUAUAAACCGUCUCACAUUUUAAAGUGCGUGACCAGAAAAUCAUUAUAGAAAUGUAGAAGCUAAUGCUGCCUUUUUCCCCUAAUUAAAUGAGUGAGGCUAAUUGCGCUACGGUAAAAUGGUUCCAAUUCUAAACUGCCCAAGAUAUUUGACGGGUUUGUUCCUAUUUGGUGUUAUUAUACGCAAUUGAAGAGCAGGCGUCAGUAAAUGAACUAUCAUGAAAGUCUGGUGGCCAUUUUCUUGGUUAGGGUCACAAGUGUUUGGAUACGGAUAUUAAUUACUUCAAAGCAACAAAUGUGUACUGUACAGCUUAAUGUUUGAACGAUUGUGUUUGUCGUUUUGUGCGUGAGAGGGUGUGUUUGAGGGUGAUAAUAAAAUGAAUGAAAGGUUGGGAUCCUAACUUUUCUUUUCAAACAAAUUAUUUAACUGCAUGCUAACAAUACUUGAAGGCUAUUUCUACAGCGAAACGUAUUACAAAACUACUAUUGGCUGGACUACAGGGAUUAUUUUAAAUGAGUUGGCUAAUUAAUUCGGAUUUUUUUUAACUAAUCUAUGGUAAUCUAUAUAGUCCAAUUGUAAAACUAAAUUAGUUCUUUUGAUUCUGAGAUUGAUCAACCCCUAUUAUAAAAAAAAAAAAAGAAAGGAAGAAAAAAUAGAAUGAAUGGACAAUUAAGUGGACAUUUAUUAAAAGGUUACUGACAGGACACUCCAACGAGACUUGUUAAAUGGGUGAUAUUAUGCCACCAGGUGUGAGUGUUAAUAGUCAAUACAAGCCGUUGGAAAAUCUGCCUUUCCGUGUGUUUUGCUGACAUCCCACUGGGAGUGUCCACCUAGAUGUACGCUGGAUAGAUCAGUGUACCAGCCUCUCCAGUGGACUGUAGCAAAUGUUGCUUAUCUAUCCAUAAUACAUCUAGGUGGACAAUUCCACUUGUGAUUUGUCAUUAAAACACAGGAAAAGGUAGAUUUUCAAAUGCCCUGGCUAAUCACACUCACACCUGUGCCCUAUACUACAAACAACACUGAACAUACCCAGAGUUAAAUGGUAGGCCUACUUUGAAGUUGGGAAUCAAAGUUCUUAAUAGCAGGGUUUUUUUGUCCGAAAAAAAAAAGAGUCAGAACUUAUCACCUACUAUCCUUUUACUUUAUUUAUGAGAAGCACAUUGUCUUGCCACUGUAUGGAAGGCUACACUUGCCCUUAUCUAGAAAAACCUAGCUGGUUUACCAGUGCACAGCGUUUAAAACUGAGCAAAGUCGAUGCCAACAGUGUGGAAUCGGCAUAUCCUGCCAGGACUAGCCGGGUCGGAGCCUUCCCCUGGAACGGUAGACUGGGGCAGACCUGGUGGUGGUGGGGUGGAACGAAACAGCAAGAAACAUGUGUUGGACUCUUUAUAAAGCAGGUGUAUGCAGGUGAUUGGCAAACUGGCACGCGUGAGUUUGAGUCCUCCUGAUAGAACUUGCGCUAAAGCUUACAUUACUUCCAACAAGCUUCUGUGAGGUUAUCCAUGUAACUGCAGUAUACUGUAGAUUAAAAAAAAAAGAUUACUUAUUAAGGGUAUAAAAUACUAG
This is a messenger RNA of Gadus chalcogrammus (walleye pollock), 8863 nucleotides long. RefSeq names its product zinc finger DHHC-type palmitoyltransferase 5a (gene zdhhc5a). Gene Ontology annotation, molecular function: palmitoyltransferase activity. The transcript is spliced from 12 exons. The record is from RefSeq and is a predicted model, not a curated record. NCBI's taxonomy places the organism in Eukaryota, Metazoa, Chordata, Actinopteri, Gadiformes, Gadidae. The coding region runs from base 2799 to 5279 and encodes 826 amino acids. Gene Ontology annotation, biological process: protein palmitoylation.